Messenger RNA from Jaminaea rosea, 2620 nucleotides. RefSeq lists its product as hypothetical. Gene Ontology annotation, biological process: carbohydrate metabolic process. The coding region runs from base 332 to 2320 and encodes 662 amino acids. The transcript has 2 exons. NCBI's taxonomy places the organism in Eukaryota, Fungi, Basidiomycota, Exobasidiomycetes, Microstromatales. Gene Ontology annotation, molecular function: hydrolase activity, hydrolyzing O-glycosyl compounds. The record is from RefSeq and is a predicted model, not a curated record.
CCUCCCUCUCCAUCGAUCUCAUAAUGACAAUGCUGCGACGACAAUCGCAGAGAUAGGCCAGCCAGGUGCGAGGACCGACACCGGUAAAGAGGAGAAGAGCCGGCGAUGGCAGGCAUUGUCAGCGGCUUCGCCGCCGCGUUGCUGUGUUCACGGGCCGUCGACGGCCCUCGUGCCCAGCGCAGUCGUCGCUUAAUAUCGGCCCGCCCUUCUGGUAGCAUAGAAGAGCCGCAAGGGGAGCAAUGGGAACCGAUGUGAUGUUGACGAUCGACACGCUUGAGAGCGUGUGUCUCCGCCGCCACCUUCAACAGCUUUGCUACUCCUCAACUCAACCAUGCCGCGUCUCUGGCGCAGUCAGCUCGUGCUACUCUCGUCACUCGUCGCAGCGGUAGCGGCACGGCAAGCCACACCUCCUGCGACGCUGACUGGAAGGCAGGAUAAUGCAACGACAAAUGCGACGACUGCCUCCGCUGCGCCCAUGUCUGAUCAUGACAUGGUCCUGGUGCCGGAUGUAGCAGCCUGUGACUGCGGCUUCGUCGACAACGCUGAUAGCGACCAGAACGUCUGGACGAGCUACUAUCACGCCGACUUUAAGGGCAUGACUUCCGACAUCCUGGCAUCAGGCCUUCGAGCAUUGACCUACUCGAUCGCUCGCGAGUCGAGCGACUUCAGUCGAUCCAUGCAGCCUCAGCAGGUCACACCAGCAAUGGACGGAAUCGAGCUCAAAGUAUCGCCCUCCGUCGAUGGCAAGGUGAUUCCCUCGGCUGCCAUAUCCUCUGUCAACAAUGACUUCUGGUUCGGGUCGUACCACAUGAGGGGAAAGGUCAGCAAUCAGACGGGCACGGUUGCUGCCUUCUACAGCUACUUCAACGAUUCGCAGGAGGCCGAUAUCGAGUACGUAGCGCAGGACAAGACGCAGCAUUUGCGGUACACUACGAAGCCGCAGCACUACGAUGCCAGCGGGAGACCGACAAAUGACACGUACAUGUCACAAAUGUUCAGGCCGAGCAUGCCAGGAGCUUCGAUCUCUGAUGACUAUCGGACGUGGUCCUUCCGGUGGACGCCGACCGUCGUUCACUUUGGUCUUGAGCUCAACUACACAGCAGCACUGAUUCAUGAAGUGCCGCAGGUGCCCAGCUACCUUCUCGUUGCUCACUGGUCAGACGGCAAUCCGCUCUUCUCGGGAGGGCCUCCCAAGACCGACUCCGUCUUUGCCGUCUCCGACAUCUGGGCCAUUUACAACUCAUCCCAUGCCCCACCCACCAUGGCGUGCAAGACACUCACCAUCCCUUGCCGCGUCGACGUCACCAAGAACACGGUCCAAGUGCCCGCUGACCAGGCUGGCAACAUCACGGCUCUCCCCACCGUUUCCUACAAUGGCACUUUGGUCUCAGUCAACGGCCAGGGAAUCGAUUGGAGCCGUGGUAGAAAGCAUGGCUUCGUACAGGAAAAGUGGAAGGUCAUCACCGUCGGAGUAUGUGCAAGUCUACUCGCCUUCCUCGUCAUCGCGUGUCUUUGGAACCUUGAUGGCUUCGUGACGAGGUGCCGCAACCGCAUCAAAAACAAGGACAAAGAUGAUCAGGCUUCAAUUUUUGGUUCUCUCGGGUCGCCAGGGCCAGCUGGAGGUCCUGUCGACAAUGGAGGACCAAGCGGCAAUACUGCUGGCAGUACGGCGCAUACACGGGGUCGAAGCCGCAGCGCCUUCAGAGUUGGAAUCGUACGAAGGAUGGGGGCAACGCCUGGUGACCAACCUGGCGUGGCAAUGUCUCAGCAGCAGCAGCAGCAAGGGCAGCGCCAUCUGACGUCGCAAGUCCAGCAGCCGUACUACGCGUUCACGCCUCAGACACUACCGCCUCACCACCUCUUCGAGCGACAACAGCACCCUCUUCUUGCUGGCCAUGGUCCCGCCGCCCUUCCCCAAUCGGCGACUCUAUUUUCUUCUUUGGCUACUGGACGGCCAGAGCUCGUGGGGACAGAGCAAUCGCACUUGCCCUACCAGGAUCGCACAUUUCCUCGCAGGCCCUCAUUCCCAGCCUCUCUUCGCCCAAAUCCCCCAAGUCACGGCAGCGCCAGCAUGGGCGGGGCACAACCUUCGUCUCCUCACGCACCUCGAUCCGCUCACUCUCAUCGAGGUCCUGAGGCUUCUCUUGUGGGGAGUGUCAACGGUAGUCACGAGUCCGGCACCACAUUGCCAUCGUCUUCGCUACCGUCUUCUCUGCCGUCCUCUAGCGAGGGGCAGCAUUUGGGAAUUCAGCCGGGCUACCACCCUACGCAGCAGCAGCAAUUCCGACGAGAGCCAUCGCCCACAUUCAUGGCCAUUUGAGGGGGUAUGCGACGCGCUGCGGGAGGCUGUGCUGGGCUCUGGAGGAACACGCUCGGUCCCAUUGCCUUGCACCCGUCGUUCGGGCUCCGACGUGAUGUGGUACUCUGCCAACCCUAUCUUAUUUCUCAUCUGCUCACCAUCACCUUGCUCCUGUCGCCGUCUUUGCUAGCCCCCAGCGGUGUACCGUACUCCUUGCUGAGCCAUCCUUACGACCCAUAUUCGGCGUUCCGUCCCAUUCGCUCCUGAUGUCUUGCUCCGGCGUACGUACUAUCAAUUCCCAUAUCCAGUCGCGAUUAAUUG